UAAAGCAAACCGCAGGAAAACACAGCAAAGGAACCAAGAAAUGCCCUCAUAUAUACGUCUCCCUAGCAUCUCUGGAAGACAGAGCAGGAAGAUCUCUGAAGAGCACAGCAGCCUGAGCUACAGCCUUCCAGAACCGCUGAGAAGCGCUCCGCAAACAUGAGCGAGAGCACCAUGACCGCCCUGGAGAGCUGCUUACUGCAGCUGAAAUGCCAUUUCAACUGGAACUUGGUGCAGGGAGGAGAGUCGCUGGAUGAGUUUGAAGACGAGGUGUGUAACGCCACGGAGUUUCAGAACAACGAGUUCAGAGCGACGGUGUUCAACAUCCAGGCCUACAUUGAGCACAGCAGAGGCCGCGGAGAGGCGGCGCUGGAGUGCCUGCGGCGGGCGGAGGAGCUGAUCCGGCGGGAGCACCAGGAGCAAGCGGACAUCCGAAGUCUGGUCACCUGGGGCAACUUCGCCUGGGUCUCCUACCACCUGGGCAGACAUGCAGACGCGCAGAUGUAUGUGGACAAGGUGAGACGAGUCUGCGCGGAGGCUCGCAGCCCCUACAGAAUGGAAAGCCCAGAGCUGGACUUUGAGGAGGGGUGGGCCCGGCUGCAGUGUGGAGGGAGGCACAACGAGAGGGCCAAGGUAUGCUUUAAGAAGGCUCUGGAAAAGGAGCCCAAGAACCCGGAUUUUGCCUUGGGACUGGCCAUCGCCAGCUACCGUCUGGACACCUGGCCGCAGCCUCAGAAUCCCAUAGACCCUCUGCGGCGGGCCAUCCGGCUGAAUCCUGACAACCAGUAUGCGAAAGUCCUCUUGGCGCUGAAGCUUCAGAAGAUGAAGGAGGAAGAGGAAGCAGACAGACUCGUGGAGGAGGCGCUGAAAGGAGCCCCGGGGGCGACAGAUGUGCUCUGCCAAGCAGCAAAGCUGUAUCAGAGGAAAGGGGCCCUGGGCCAAGCUGCAGAGCUGCUGAGAAAGACCCUGGAAGGUUCUCCGGACAGCACCAUCCUGCACUGGCGAAUUGGCUGCCUCUACAGGACCAAAGUCCUCGAGAUGCUCCAGGACCCAGGAAGGAAUGAGAUGAGCGGCCAAAGGGCAAAGUUACAGGAAACCAUAGAACAAGCUGUGUAUCAUUUAAAAAGAGUGGAUGAGGCCAGUGCAGAGCUCCCCUGUGUCUGCUCCUACCUGGCCUGUCUCUACGCCCAGGCAGGUAAGUAUGAUGCCGCGGAGCAUUACUUCCAGAAAGAAUUCAGCAAAGAGCUUUCUCCAGGAGCCAGACAAGUGCUCCACCUGCGCUACGGCAACUUCCAGCUGUACCAGAUGAAGUGCGAAGACAAGGCCAUCCACCAUUUCAUACAGGGCAUGAAAAUCAACCAGGAAUCAAAGGAGAAAGAAAAGAUGAAAAAUAAGCUGCAGAAAAUUGCCUGUACCAGGCUUUCUAAAAACGGAACUGAUUCCGUGGCUUUGCACCUCUUGGCAUUUCUUCAGGAGCUGAAUGGAGACAUGCGGCCAGCAGAGGAAAACUCUGAGAGGUGUUUGGACUCUGGAAACUUCCUCCAUUCAGUAUCUUUCACUGAGGCAUAAGGAAUCAAUAUAUGGUGCUGGCGGGAUGAUGCAGGGAAGGGAGCAGAAACCCCUCCACCAAGUGGGUAUUCAUGAUAUGGGACAACUUUACAGCAGCAUAGGCGUGGACUGAGCUGCUGGCCAUGGGUCUGCACCGGGUUUGGGGAGGAUACCUGCUGGGUAUCACACAUGAAUUGCCCAGGGAGUUCUGGGACAGGGACUAGAUUGGAGAGGGG
Molecule: messenger RNA, 1781 nt
Organism: Lontra canadensis (Northern American river otter)
Lineage: Eukaryota; Metazoa; Chordata; Mammalia; Carnivora; Mustelidae
Product: interferon-induced protein with tetratricopeptide repeats 2-like
Exons: 2
Coding region: 157-1566 (469 amino acids)
Biological process (GO): defense response to virus
Cellular component (GO): cytosol
Molecular function (GO): protein binding
Source: RefSeq, a predicted model, not a curated record